CUCUUGUUCCUCCUGUUUCCAAUAUUUUUGUGUCUCAUACAGAUUUAUAUAAGGGAGUUAGAAAAGUUCUCAAGGAGUUUUUCUCGUCUUGGAGUAAUAAAUAUAUCGAAAUUACAAGGUUAGAAAAUGGUUUGACUAAUAAAAUUUUCAAGUGCGAGGUAAAAGGUGCAGAAACACCCAUAUUGAUUCGUGUAUAUGGCAAAAAGACGGAAGCGUUGAUAAAUAGAGAUCAAGAACUGACUGUUAUAGCUUCUUUAGGGACUUUGUCACUAGGCCCCACUUUACACGGAAUAUUUGAAAAUGGAUAUUGCUACGACUACUUGAAAGGAAUCCCUUUGGUUCCUGAAGACCUAAAGGAUCCGCACAUAAAGACUUUAAUUGCAAAGUACUUGCGUAAUUGGCAUAAAUCCACGAUUUUAGGUAUAUCAGUAGAGCCAAGUUUAUGGUCCACACUUAACAAGCGGCUUCUUUUAAUCCCUGACAAGUUUAGCUGUUUCGAAAACGAUAAGCGAUUUAAAGAGAUGACGUCUAAAGAAUGGAUUAAGAAAGAGCUGAAUUCUUUAAAGGAAUUUUUGGAUCAGACCAAUGCGCCCGUAGUUUUUGCUCACAACGAUCUGCUCCCAGCCAACAUUCUUUACGACAAGGAGGAAGACCACGUGUGGUUUAUUGACUACGAAUAUGCGAGUUACAACUAUCGAGGCUUCGACAUCGGGAACCACUUUUGUGAGUUCGCAGGUACUCGAAGCCCGCUCCAAUGGGAGGCAUAUCCCUCCAAAGCAGAGCAAAUGGAGUUCCUGCGGGCUUAUCUAGGCGAGCCAAACACGUGUCAGUUUUCACAUGUGGGCGGAGAGACAGAUGCUGAGCACGAGCUCGAACGCCUGUACGUUGAGGCUAACCAGUUCUCGCUUGCCGCGCAUCUAUUUUGGGGCACUUGGGCGUUUGUCCAAUCAGAAACGAGCGAUAUUGACUACGACUACAUGGGGUACGGCUUGGCAAGGCUCGGAGAGUACCUGAACAGGAAACACGAGUUUUUGAGCCUGCAGCUAACUCUUUCUGUAUACGAGUAGCAAAAGUCGUUAUUCAUUGCCAAGUUUGAAUGACUUUUUCGAUCCUUUGGCACGUCUC
Messenger RNA from Zophobas morio, 1125 nucleotides. Its product is annotated as probable ethanolamine kinase. The coding region runs from base 522 to 1067 and encodes 181 amino acids. Gene Ontology annotation, biological process: phosphatidylethanolamine biosynthetic process. The record is from RefSeq and is a predicted model, not a curated record. The transcript is spliced from 14 exons. Gene Ontology annotation, cellular component: cytoplasm. Gene Ontology annotation, molecular function: ethanolamine kinase activity. Lineage: Eukaryota; Metazoa; Arthropoda; Insecta; Coleoptera; Tenebrionidae.